CCCUCCAGCCUGCGCCCUUGGAUCGCGCUGCGCCACGCAGCAGCUCCGUGAGCUGAGUCAUGGCGGGGGAGGAAGCAAGAUGAUAUGAAAAAUUAGACCCCCUUUUUUAUUUUUGCAAGGACUCCCACCUAUGCAAACAUUAGGGUCUCAUUGCCAGUUCGAGGAUCCCAAGAAGCGAUGGGUGUGGGAAGGUCAGCUCGUAUACUGCGUCAGGGUUCCUCUAUGGGCUGGGGGAGUUUGCUUCGUUUCGGGGGAGCCCCUGUGGAGGAGGGGAAACUCCUCUCUGCCUUGCUCCGUGGCCCAUUAACACCUCGCUAUCUUUUCUUAUCUUGUGACCUUGAUUCUGAGCCUGGAACUGCUACCGCACGGACGGGAGCACUUUUCAGGGAAGGGGUGGGGCACGUGUCGCACUUCUACCCUUUCCUCUUGGGCAGUGUGGAGGCAAAGCUUCCUUUCCACCUGAGCUCCAUAGCCCAUUCUCUGUGUUUUUGAUUGCCGUGUAUUUUUCCUAAUAUCCUUUUCCUAACACCACCCCCAACCAGGAGGGAGAAGCCUGACCUUGGGGUGUCCUUGAAGCCUGGGCCAGACCUGGGUAGAUUACAAGGGACGCCCCACCUCAGUCAGAAAAUCUGGGUUCUAUUGCCUCUCUUUGCUGUGUGACUUCAAACACAGAUGAUUUAUUUCUUGGCCUCUUUCAGAUGAUGGUAUUGGGCUCUCUGCCCUAUAUGAUCCUUAUAUUCUAAAAUACUCCCGGUUCAAUUUUGUUUCUAGGCAAGGUGACCCAUGGCAACGCGCAAGCCAGAUGGGUCCAGCUUCACCAUGACCCGCCUGUCCCUGGCUCUGGCUUUUUCCUUUCCCCCAGUUGCCAGUGAGCAACCCCACUCUGAGCUGGGCAACACCCAGCAACAGACAGAGUUAGGAAAGGAACGUGCUGCCACUGGCACCAUGCCCUACCCGUACCCAGCACUAACCCCGGAGCAGAAGAAGGAGCUGUCUGACAUCGCUCACCGAAUUGUGGCUCCGGGCAAGGGCAUCCUGGCUGCAGAUGAGUCCACUGGAAGCAUUGCUAAGCGGCUGCAGUCCAUUGGCACUGAGAACACCGAAGAGAACAGGCGCUUCUACCGCCAGCUGCUGCUAACUGCUGAUGACCGUGUGAACCCCUGCAUUGGGGGGGUGAUCCUCUUCCACGAAACACUCUACCAGAAGGCGGAUGAUGGACGUCCAUUCCCCCAAGUUAUCAAGUCCAAGGGCGGUGUUGUGGGCAUUAAGGUAGAUAAAGGCGUGGUACCCCUGGCAGGAACCAAUGGUGAGACCACCACCCAAGGGCUGGAUGGGCUGUCAGAACGCUGUGCCCAGUAUAAGAAGGAUGGAGCUGACUUUGCCAAAUGGCGCUGUGUGCUCAAGAUUGGGGAGCACACUCCUUCAGCCCUUGCCAUCAUGGAAAAUGCCAAUGUUCUGGCCCGUUAUGCCAGCAUCUGCCAGCAGAAUGGCAUUGUACCCAUUGUGGAGCCUGAAAUCCUCCCUGAUGGGGACCAUGACCUAAAGCGCUGCCAGUAUGUAACUGAGAAGGUACUGGCUGCUGUGUACAAGGCUCUGAGUGACCACCACGUCUAUCUGGAAGGCACACUGCUGAAGCCCAACAUGGUCACCCCAGGCCAUGCUUGUACCCAGAAAUAUUCCAAUGAGGAGAUUGCCAUGGCAACUGUCACAGCUCUGCGUCGCACAGUGCCCCCUGCUGUCACUGGAGUCACUUUCCUGUCUGGAGGGCAGAGCGAGGAAGAGGCGUCCAUCAACCUCAACGCCAUCAACAAGUGCCCCCUGCUGAAGCCAUGGGCCUUGACUUUCUCUUAUGGCCGAGCCCUGCAGGCCUCUGCUCUGAAGGCCUGGGGCGGGAAGAAGGAGAACCUGAAGGCUGCCCAGGAGGAAUACAUCAAGCGAGCCCUGGCCAACAGCCUUGCUUGUCAAGGAAAGUACACCCCAAGUGGCCAGUCUGGAGCCGCAGCCAGCGAAUCUCUCUUCAUCUCCAACCAUGCCUACUAAGCAGUGGUGAUUUAAGGCUGCCCCAUCGACACUCCAGGCCCCCCAGCCUACCCACUUGCUUUUGAAGAGGGGGCCUUCAAGGCUUUCCCAUCACUCUUGCUCCCCUUGUGACUGGUGUGGUGUUGUCUGCGAAUGCUAAUUCUGCCAUCCCUUCCAGCCCACUGCCAAUAAACUAUUUAAGGGGGA
Messenger RNA from Arvicola amphibius (Eurasian water vole), 2226 nucleotides. RefSeq names its product aldolase, fructose-bisphosphate A (gene Aldoa). Gene Ontology annotation, biological process: fructose 1,6-bisphosphate metabolic process; glycolytic process. Gene Ontology annotation, molecular function: fructose-bisphosphate aldolase activity. Gene Ontology annotation, cellular component: cytosol. NCBI's taxonomy places the organism in Eukaryota, Metazoa, Chordata, Mammalia, Rodentia, Cricetidae. The record is from RefSeq and is a predicted model, not a curated record.